CCCGCGGUGCCGAAAGGAGGCAGGUCUCGCUCGUCGGGAGAACGACGCGACGACUCGUUGCUAUGGGCGUGACCUCGAGACUCCUCCAGGUGGCGCUGCAGAUGGCAGUACUUGCGCAUUCGCCGUCUGUGGCUGCUGGAACUCUGGCCGGCGUGGUGGGCGGGAGGCUGAGAGUGAGCGCUUCCGUCAGACUCGCCGCCGAGAGUGUGGAGGGAUUGCUGGACACUGCCCUUAGCGGCCAUACCGUCUUCGUGUAUUCUUCUCUCGACGAGAGGGAUUUGGAUUUCCUUGCGGCAACUUUGCGCCAGAAAACGUCUUCACUUUCAGUCUUCAACCGAAGAGAAUGGGACAAGCUAUUCUGGGCUCCCGUCAUAGAAAACGGAGGGGUUCGCCAUAAGACCAAUAAUUUAGUUAUAUUUGGAGUGACAGAUUUUAUGUACAUGAGACAGCUGAUAUGUCAAGUUCAUAUCUUUAUCAUAUCAGUUUGUUUUGAAUCACUGGACGUAAUAUUACAUGCGUCAAAAAUCAUAUGAAUAUAUAAAAAAUAUGAACUGUACAGGCCAGCAUAACUCAAUAUGUGAUAUAACAAUAUAGAAUAAGCAUUAAACCGUGUAAGUUAAAAUUAUUUAUAACUGACUGAACUUGUAAUUACUGAUAUAUA
Molecule: messenger RNA, 661 nt
Organism: Penaeus indicus
Lineage: Eukaryota; Metazoa; Arthropoda; Malacostraca; Decapoda; Penaeidae
Exons: 4
Coding region: 63-533 (156 amino acids)
Source: RefSeq, a predicted model, not a curated record